AUGUCUAGUUUUCAGCAAAGUUAUUUGGCUAAGUGGGAACAAAUUCCGGAGUUUUCUUCGUGGCUUUCACGUUAUAAAGAUGACGAGUACGCCGCCUUUUGCAAAGCAUGCAGUGAGAAACUCCAAAGUAGAUUAGCAUCUAUAAAACAACAUGCAAAUAGUGAAAAGCAUAAAUCGAACUUUAAAAAAUAUAAAGGACAGUCAAAGGUUGAUAAAUUUUUUAGAAAGGUACUACUGAAAGACGAAGUCAAGAAAGCUGAACUCUGUUUUUGCAGUUUUUUUGCAGAACACAACAUCCCUUUUAGAGCUAUGGACCAUCUUAGUGAAAUUCUAGUAAAGUGUUUUCCCGACUCCGAAAUUGCGAAAGAAUUUUCCUGCAAGAGGACCAAAGCAGCCGCUAUAACUUAUAACGUUUUAGGACCCGAAUUUGAAAAAGAUAUGAUUGUAGACAUACUUCCUACUGCAUCUCCGUCAGGUAAACCAGUUUAUUCAAUUGUAAUUGACGAAAGUACAGAUGUUGCCACAGUCAAAGUAUUGGCGAUAGGAAUCAAAUACUUCUCUGAAACCGAAUGUACAGUAAAAACCAAAUUCCUUGAUUUAGUUGAUUUAAGUGGUGAGACCGCAGAUCAUUUAUUUAAUGCUUUGUCAUCAAAGUUAUCCGAAUUAGGUUUAGAUAUAAAAGAUGUGUUGGGAUUCGCUGCUGAUACUACGAAUGUGAUGUUUGGUCAACAUUCUGGCAUUUUUGCAAAAAUUAAAGAAGUGAACCCAAAGUGCUUUUUCAUAAAAUGUGUUUGUCACUCUGCAGCAUUAAGUGUUAGCCAUGCUUGCAAAAUACUGCCUAGAAAUUUAGAACAGAUGAUAAAAGAAGUAUAUGGAUAUUUUUCUCAAAGCAGCAAGCGUCAAAGAGAAUUUGCUGAGUUCCAAAAUUUCACUGACACUGAAAACCAUAGACUAUUACGUCAUUAUGAUAUAAGGUGGCUAUCGCUUCAUGCUUGUCAAACUUCCCAAGGUGGCUUCACUUUUAAAGAUUCAAACAAACAUGAUGCAAUACCAUCAACUUCUAGUGUUUCGUUGGUAAAAGAAAGUACUUCCAGAUUGCACAUUUCACAUGGUGGUUUCACUUAUAAAGAUUCAAACAAAAAUGAGGCAAUACCAUCAACUUCUAGUGUUUCAUUGGUAGAAGAAAGUGGUUCCAGAUUGCAAACUUCACAUGGUGGUUUUACUUUUAGACAUAGUGAACCAGAAGCAACACCAUCAACUUCUAGUGUGGCGUUCCUAGAGAAAAGGAAUUCCAGAUUGGUAAAUAUUUAA
Messenger RNA from Diatraea saccharalis (sugarcane borer), 1311 nucleotides. The record is from the annotation of a GenBank genome assembly. NCBI's taxonomy places the organism in Eukaryota, Metazoa, Arthropoda, Insecta, Lepidoptera, Crambidae.